Molecule: messenger RNA, 1383 nt
Organism: Maudiozyma barnettii
Lineage: Eukaryota; Fungi; Ascomycota; Saccharomycetes; Saccharomycetales; Saccharomycetaceae
Gene: DAN4
Product: Dan4p
Exons: 1
Coding region: 1-1383 (460 amino acids)
Source: RefSeq, a predicted model, not a curated record
AUGGGUUCUACUUCUUCAAAAACAACAACAACAUCCUCUGCCAUCACAACUACAUCAACCACCUCAACCACAACUCCAAUUAUUGUUGCUACAACCUCAUCUACUACCACAGAGGCUACAUCCACAGUUCCAACUACUUCUUCAGUUGCGACCUCAAGUUUGGAAUCAUCUAUCCUAUCUUCAAUCCUUCUAUCUUACUUAUCCUCUUCUACAGCCACAAAUGAAGCCACAAGUUCAGUUGUCUCUUCUAGCUCAGAAAUGAUUGCAACUGUUUCUAGUGUCGCUAUAACUGCCAGUUCUUCUGUUGUUUCACCUGAAAGAGAAGACGUCACUUUUUCUUCACAAUCACCAUCUUCUGCAGUUGAAGUUGCUACCUCUUCAAGUAUAGUCCCAGUUUCUUCCUCCGUUUUUGCUACCUCUGAAUCAAGAGUUGAUCCUGCCACUUCUUCUGCCUCUAGUGAAAUAUUUUUCAGUAGUACUUCCGAAGUUGCCUCCAGUUCUAGUGUUCUUCCAUCUUCCCAACCCUCUGCUGUUGACAUAAUUUCUACCUCUGCCUCUUCUUCUGUAGAAUCUUCCUCUGUUACAACUAGUUCUAUUUCCAACUCCAUUACUACUAGUUCCGAUCCUUUGUCUUCUUCGUCUAUUAUCAUCAGUUCUUCUACCCCUUCUACUCCAGUUUCAUCCAGUACUUCUUCUCUAGCAUCAAACAAUACUUUGACUUCUUCUACAACCACUGUUAUUGAAAGCUCUACAGCCACAUAUGUUACUACAGAUGACAAUGGUAUUUCUACAACUAUUACUACCAUUGUAUGUGAUAACUCAAGUGUUUCCGGCAAAGCCACUGUCACUAAUACUACUAGGACCACCGAAACUUUGACCACCUGUGAUGAAUGUAAUAAGCCCAAGACUACAUUAGAAUCUGUCUCUACAGUUACUGGUACUUCAACUUACAUCGACGAAACUACUACUGAAUACUACACGUACAGUACCACAGUACCAUGUGGCGAAGCCACUGAAGUUGAGAACAAAGAAACUAGUGCAAAUGUUACUACAAGCGUGGAAAGAUCUACUUUUAUUGACGAAACCACUACUAGAUACUACACAUAUAUCACCGCUGUUCCAUGUGAGGAAGCCUCUUCUGCCACUGUUACCAACUCUGAAGCCAAGAACGUUGCUGCUGAGUCCGCGAUUUCAUCUGCUUCAACACACCCUACCACUGUUUCUACUAUCAAAGUUUCAGAACUUGCUACUAGCAACAAAGCCUCUAGUUCAUCAUCUUACACAGUUUCUGCAGCUGAGAACCAGGCCGCCACAAACAAUAUUCUUGUAAGUACAGGUUUUGGAUCUGGUCUGUUAGCCAUUGGUCUAUUGUCCCUGUUGUAG